Messenger RNA from Lobosporangium transversale, 258 nucleotides. RefSeq lists its product as hypothetical. NCBI's taxonomy places the organism in Eukaryota, Fungi, Mortierellomycota, Mortierellomycetes, Mortierellales, Mortierellaceae. The coding region runs from base 1 to 258 and encodes 85 amino acids. The record is from RefSeq and is a predicted model, not a curated record. The transcript has a single exon.
AUGAAGCCCAUGUUUUCUGCUGGCCAGGCCACCUGUUGCACUGUGUUGUCAGUGUUUGGUGUAAUCUUCUUGGGCACGAUGUCCUUUCUCUUCUCUCUACCAGCCGAAUCACUGACACAUACCAUCAAUGAUCCCGAUAAUCCUGCAGAAGUCGCCAAGGCUUGCUUGACCGCAACGUUUUUUUACGCAUUCAUGAUUCUAUUCUGCGGAUGCCAGGUAAACAACUGCAUUUUUUUUUUUUUUUUUUUUUUUUUUUAG